This is a messenger RNA of Haliotis rubra (blacklip abalone), 2942 nucleotides long. RefSeq lists its product as uncharacterized. The record is from RefSeq and is a predicted model, not a curated record. Lineage: Eukaryota; Metazoa; Mollusca; Gastropoda; Lepetellida; Haliotidae. The transcript is spliced from 14 exons. The coding region runs from base 248 to 2653 and encodes 801 amino acids. Gene Ontology annotation, molecular function: protein binding.
GACUAUAUUUUAUAUUUCGUUUUACUAGCAUGACAUGAAAGCUUAUUACUGGUACCGACUCAUCAACAAAAUGACUCAUGAGUGGACUAUGUAUAAUCAGGGAGACUAUAUAUAAGGCCUGUUGUAGAGUAUCUCUGGUAUAACUCAGCAUAGACAUGGUGUGAUCUAAUGAAUGGGCAACAAAAUCUCUCUUUCAAAAUGAACGAGGAUGUCAUCACCUGUUCAGCUCUAGCCCAAGGUCAGGAAGAUGAAACAAGUUGUUGUCAUCGUCGUUGUCAUCAUCAUCAUCAUCGUUGUUGUCACUGACCAGGUUUACACAACAGCAACAGAAAUGCAAGUUCUCAACUCAACAGAGAAAUGGAUUUAUGAAGGAGACACGUUGACUGUCAUAUGUAAUUUUACAAAACGUCCAAACAAUCCAACUUCCAUAAGAAUUGAAUCCAAAUUCCAGUUUAAACCGUAUCAUAAUACAAGCAUUAAUAGAGAGAGUAUUAAAAGACGAAUGAGAGUAGAGUGGACCACCUCAAGGACUAUCACGAUGACCUUGACAAAUAUCUCAAGCCAUGACCGCGGCCAUUACUGGUGUGGGAAUUACAAUAUUAACAAUAUUGUAGACGUCUUGGUGUAUGAGCCCCUGGAACAACCAAGGAACGUCAAGUGCAUAUUUCAUGCAAAGAAGACCGUCAACUGUACAUACGAUGUUUCUGACACAAAGGGACAUAACUCCUACACAUGCUAUAUGGGCGCUUGCUUCAGUGACUGGAACGCAAAUAAUAUGACGUGCAAAGAUCAUAACUUGAGCAGGUUACAAAACACCACAAUUCGAGGCCGUUGUAAUUUUGACUGCCAACCCCCGGGGGCUACUGAUCAGUGCUGGGAGGAUACCUUCAUAAUCAUCAUCCGCGGCCAGCAACCCAAUCACCAGGUGUUCUACUGCAGCAAGAUGAGUCUCAAACAGAUCGAGAAACCAGGUCCAGUUGGAGACUUAACAGAAAUCAAAAUUAGACGAAGAUAUGUCAAACUCAACUGGACUAAACCUCAUCCGCACGACAAAGGUGUCUACAACUACACUGUCAGCAUUACCGGGGGUCGGAAUGGAUCUCAGAAGAUAUACCAUAAACAAAGUAAACAUUCUGGUGUGAGAAAGAAAAUUACGGGACUUUUACCGUGGACAAGUUACAACGUGACAGUAACGGCAGACCGAGCCUACCAAGGAGAUCCCACCACCAUUACAGUCCAGACAUUGGAAGAUGUCCCUCUGUCCAGUCCAACGAUACCAAAUGGGUGUUUCAGUGUCAUAAACUCCACAGCUCUCAUGUUGUACCCCAAGUCUGUUCCUGUGGAAGAGCAACAAGGGAAGAUAACCCGAUAUGAGACAAAGACCACGAACUAUACAUCCUACUACUCACUGCUUGUGAAUGGAGAAAAUGACGGUGGAUUUCGGGUGUCUUUACGUGCAGCCACCAUAAGAGGACUUUCGAAACACCCAACCAUAUUUUCUGUGUCGAAACAAGAUCUUGAGACUCAGUCGAUUACCUCAGUUUCUUUGGAAGAUGGAGUGUUAACCUGGACAGCAUCCAAGGCAGAAAAACAAUUCCGAGUUUACUACUGUACUGGAAAAAUGAAGCAGAACGUUGCUACAUGCAAGGAAGAACUUCAGCACCAGGAUGUGGGCAGCAGGAUGCAGCUGAGCGUGGAGGAUCUGGACUGUGACACAGAUUGUCUGUAUGCUGUGUCCGGGCUCCAACACAGCAGGGCUGGGAUGGUGUGGUCGACGCUGCAAACAGUCUUUGUGGAACUACAAGAUGACAUAAAAAUAGUGGUCACUGUCGUCGUCUGUGUGGUCAUAGUACUAACAGCGGGUUUUGCAUUAUGCUGCCUCUGGAUGAAGAAGAAAGGAAUGUGUAGUAACUACACCAUUCAUCUUCCCGAUUACAAGCAUCUUCUCGGGGAAUGCAAGUCUGACACAAAAGAGAAUGUAGCAGCUAUAAAACCCCAGGUGUCUAGAGAUAGCGGCAACGUCAGCAUGGGCACCGAUGCCAGUCUUGGAGCAGUGAGGCAGUCUCAAGUCAUUAGCCAGUCGGGUCCUUCAGUCAAGAAUGAUGCAAACCCACCAGAAAUACCUGGAAUGUCUACAGAAGUUCAUGGAGAAUCAUCCGAAGAAAGGACAGAGUCAUCACAUGCUCCAGGAACAACAUCCGCAUCAGGGGGAUUGCAGCCAUCUCCAGAAGGACCACAACCAUCUUCAGGAGGUCCUCGACCAAUUCCAGACAACUUAACCGACACCACAGGGGAGAGCAUGUGGGACAACUCGGGACAAAGUGCUGUUUCCGAGUACAGACAGUUUGCUGCAGUGGAAGACAGAUUUGUUCAGGACUGUUGGGGAGAGGAACUUGAUGACCUUAGUGGAAAGAAUGUGGAUGAACAAACCACUGACAAUCUCCAUCCCUCAUCUGAAUCUGUAAUUUCUGUGACCAGUUCCUGCUCACAGUCUGGGCCUUCAGCUUCAUCUUACUCAGAAGUGUUGAUUCCCGAGGAUGGUCAGGAGUCCAGUAGCCAGGAGUCCAGUAGCCAGGAGUCCAGUCGACCUCUGAUACAUUUUAAGCACCCAAAGGGCAGAAACUUUACAAAGAAAGCUUCACAGUAUUCCUAAUGAAGUUAGUCUGAAAAGAUCUGAUCCCUGCAGUUGCAAGUGUGACAAAUAUUACUUCUCACAUGAAGUACACAUAGUGCAAUACAUACAUAUGUGUCCUCCAGCAAGCAAAUCACCAAGACACUGCCAAUACUGCCAGGAGAGAUUGUGGAUGUAUAUAGUGACCGUGUCUGUAUGAGACUGUGUGUGUGUGUCUGUAUGGAGACUGUGUAUGGAGACUGUCUGUAUGGAGACUGUCUGUGUAUGGAGACUGUCUGUAUGGAGACUAUGUGUGUAUGGAGACUGUGUG